CCCCAACCCCCAACCCCGCCCCUCCCGAACCCUCCUCCCCAACCCCCCAUCCCCGCCCCUCCCCCUCCCGAACCUCCUCCUCAACCGCCCCCUCCCCUGCCCCUCCCCCUCCCGAACCCUCCUCCUCAACCGCCCCCCAUCCCCGCCCCUCCCAAACACUCAUCCUCAACCGCCCCUUCCCCUCCCCCUCCCCCCAACCCUCCUCCUCAACCGCCCCCCGAACCCCCCUCCCAAACCCUCCUCCCCAACCCCCCAUCCCCGCCCCUCCCAAACACUCCUCCUCAACCGCCCCCUUCCCCUGCCCCUCCCCCCAACCCUCCUCCUCAACCGCCCCCGAACCCCCCUCCCAAACCCUCCUCCCCAACCCCCAUCCCCGCCCCUCCCAAACCUCCUCCUCAACCGCCCCUUCCCCUGCCCCUCCCCCCCAACCCUCCUCCUCAACCGCCCCCCCCGAACCCCCUCCCGAACCCUCCUCCCCAACCCCCCCCUCCUCCUCAACCGCCCCCAACCCCCCCCCCCUCCCAAACCCUCCUCCUCAACCCCCCAUCCCCGCCCCUCCCGAACCCUCCUCCCCAACCGCCCCCUCCCAACCCUCCAUCCCCGCCCCUCCCGAACCCUCCUCCUCAA
Messenger RNA from Caretta caretta (loggerhead turtle), 627 nucleotides. The record is from RefSeq and is a predicted model, not a curated record. NCBI's taxonomy places the organism in Eukaryota, Metazoa, Chordata, Testudines, Cheloniidae.